Sclerotinia sclerotiorum 1980 UF-70 is the source of this 585-nucleotide messenger RNA. RefSeq lists its product with no specific name. Lineage: Eukaryota; Fungi; Ascomycota; Leotiomycetes; Helotiales; Sclerotiniaceae. The transcript has a single exon. The record is from RefSeq and is a predicted model, not a curated record. Bases 1 to 585 code for a protein of 194 amino acids.
AUGUCCGCCUUUCCACCCCAUAGAUCCAUCCCUUCAAUCCCCGUCAAUCAAACAAUCGCUCUCAAAUACCUCCAAGAUUAUCUCUCUCUCACAUCCAGCACACCAUAUCUUCUGCCCAACGCCAAACUCGAGCCUACGGGUCCUACAAUUGGUAGUAGUCACUCCAGCGUCACAAUUCACAAUCUUCAACGAGUUGAAGCCGGUCUACGUGGAGAAUGGCUUGCGCCAACGUUAGAACUUGAGGAAGGAAAUGCAGUGGAGAUUGCGCAAGGUAUGGAUGAUGGGACUGUGCAAGGAAGUGGGGAGGGUGACAAAAUGGAUGUGGAUGGCUGGCAAGAUAAGGAGGAAUUUGAGAGAGAGCAGAGUAUUGAGGAGGGAGAUGUAGGCUCAAGGGUUCAAAAGGUGACAAACAGGGAAGUUGAUAGCGAUCUCGAUGAUGAACCAAGCGCGAAGGAAGUUCCAGAUUUCACGAAGGCCCCGAAAGAAUUAUCUAGAAAGGAGAAGGAUGCACGAAAGGCAGAGAAAAAGGCGAGACACAAGGCGGAACUGAAAGCGAAGGAAACGAAGAAACAAUCCAAAGCAUAA